AUGUGUCACAGUGGUUUGUCUCUGUGUAACUCGGUGGAUUUAUGUGGAUUGUUGAGGUUCAGUGACUCAGUUCAUCUGCUUGGACUGCUUGUGUUUCUUCUGUUCGCUCUGAAGCUGAAGGCUGUGAUGGAGGUGAAGUGGAUGAUGUUACUGCUGUCGACACACUUGUGUUACUCCACUGAGUUUUAUUCUUCAACAGAUCACAUGACUCAACUGAUGGACAUCCAGAGAGAGUUUGCUCAAUGUCUCAGUGAAUAUACACAAGCCCUGCGGAGACAGACGGACAGUCUCAUGAGGGCUGUUAAUGCGCUGGCGUGUAACUCUGAAGACACGUCUGAAGACACAGAGACAUUCAUCAGCAAUCCUCUCGCAGCGUAUCAACUUGUGAGAAAACUGAAUAAAGUCUGGACCAUCGCAAAUGAAGUUCUAGAAGAUCAAAACGUUCAAGACAGUUUGAAGAAAGUGCGUUCAGCGGCUCAGAUGUUACCAGGUCCUGAUGAUGUUGAAGGUUUAGUGAUGGCUCUGCUCAGACUGCAGGACAUCUACAGAUUACAUCCCACAAACAUCUCUGGGUUUUCUGGAGUAAAAAACAUAACACUGGAUGCAGAUGAAACCUUUGACAUUGCGGUGGUGUCCUAUCAGAACCAGAGGUUUUCUUCGGCUCUUCUGUGGAUGCUGGAGACCCUCAGAAAACUCAACGCCAGUGAGACAGCCAGCGUCAGCAGAGAAGAGCUUCUGUACCGUCUCACGUUAUUCUCCUGUCACCUGUCAGCUGGCAAAGAUCUGAUGAAUGUGAGCGAUGGACCUGCAUGUUCUGCACACAUGAUAGAGAAGAUGAAGUCGUGGGAUUGGACAGAAGUCAGUGCUCACUUUGCCACACCAGUGGAAGACACGUCACACAAGGAGGACACAUAUGAGAGUCUGUGCACAGGCAGGAGACUUAAGUCGAGGACAGAGAGAGGGCAGGUGUGCAGGUACAGGAGAGGACGACUGGGGACUUAUCCUCCGUUCAGAGAGGAGGUGGAGUGGACACAGCCGCUGAUUCUGAGAUAUCAUGACUUCACGUCAGAGCAAGAGAUGAACAUCAUCAAAACACUGGCCAGACCCAAGGAGUUGAUCUCUUUCAGCGCUUGGCUCUCUGAAGAUGAAGAUCCUGUCAUCACACGGAUCAAUCAGAGAAUCACUGAUGUUACUGGUUUAGAUCUGGAGACAGCAGAAGACCUUCAGGUGGCAAACUAUGGGAUUGGAGGCCAGUAUGAGCCGCAUUAUGACUCAAAGCUGGCCAAUGACUCCGAUUUUCAGCUCAGAGGCGGCCGGAUUGCCACUCUUUUAAUCUAUAUGAGUGAUGUGAAUAUGGGAGGGGCGACAGUCUUUCCAAACAUAGGAGCAGCACUUCAGCCGAAGAGAGGUUCUGCAGUCUUUUGGUUUAAUCUGCUGAGGAAUGGACGUGAAGACGGCAGGACCUUACAUGCAGCGUGUCCUGUGUUUGGCGGCAACAAAUGGGUUGCCAACAAGUGGAUUCGUGCUACAGGACAGGAGUUCAGGAGGAAGUGCUCGACAGACCCGUCUGAGUGA
Triplophysa dalaica is the source of this 1575-nucleotide messenger RNA. Its product is annotated as prolyl 4-hydroxylase subunit alpha-2-like. Gene Ontology annotation, cellular component: endoplasmic reticulum. Lineage: Eukaryota; Metazoa; Chordata; Actinopteri; Cypriniformes; Nemacheilidae. The coding region runs from base 1 to 1575 and encodes 524 amino acids. The transcript has 13 exons. The record is from RefSeq and is a predicted model, not a curated record. Gene Ontology annotation, biological process: peptidyl-proline hydroxylation to 4-hydroxy-L-proline. Gene Ontology annotation, molecular function: protein binding; L-ascorbic acid binding; procollagen-proline 4-dioxygenase activity.